AUGAAAGAAAGCUUAGAAAUGGAGAAAAUUACAAUCAUUUUCGUUGUUCUUCUCCUAAUCUCUUCAUGCAUGAUAAUGAGGAGUGAAGGUCAAUCUCGAUGUAACAAAGUUGAGGACUGUGAUCCUCGUGGUUGCAAGGGCAGCAGAGUAUAUUCAGGUGUAAUAUGUCAAAACCACAUGUGUACUUGUGACCAUGGUUCUUUUAUUGGCGGUAAUUGUAAAGGAGAUGGUGACUGUAUUCCUGAUGGGUGUCCACCAAAGAAUCAAGUAAAAUGCAAGAUUGGCCACUGCACUUGUGUCCCAAAGUUGAUUUAGUGGUCUACAAUGACUGGAAUAGUUCUAGAUGUAUGUCU
Brassica oleracea var. oleracea is the source of this 353-nucleotide messenger RNA. Its product is annotated as defensin-like protein 301. NCBI's taxonomy places the organism in Eukaryota, Viridiplantae, Streptophyta, Magnoliopsida, Brassicales, Brassicaceae. The transcript is spliced from 2 exons. The record is from RefSeq and is a predicted model, not a curated record. The coding region runs from base 1 to 315 and encodes 104 amino acids.